AUGGCUGGACAAGUUGUUGUCAAUAGACCAAUGUCUAUAUCUGACUUUGAACUUGUUGAAAGAGACUCCGGUGACAGUGGUGGCACUGCUGUAACGUCUUCUAACCAGAUCCAUACUUGGAUCGACCCAGCAACAAUUAAACUCAAGCACAGGAUUGGAAGAGGGCCAUUUGGUGAUGUUUGGCUGGCAACACAUCACCGUGCAAUGGAAGACUAUGAAGAGUAUCAUGAAGUGGCUGUUAAAAUGUUGCAUUCCAUUAAAGAAGAUGACGUUAAAGAUGUCUUGGUAAAGUUGGAGGAUUUACUUUCUAAAUGUCGGGGUUUAGAAAAUGUCUGCUGGCUGCAUGGUCUUUCCGUUAUAAGUAAGAAAAUAUGCAUUGUUAUGAAAUUUUAUGAGGGCUCAGUAGGGGACAAAAUGGCUCGCCUUAAAGGGGGGAAGCUCUCGUUGAGUGAUGUUUUGAGGUAUGGAGCAGAUCUGGCUCAAGGAGUAAUGAACCUGCACUCCAAGGAGAUUCUUAUUCUCAAUCUUAAACCUUUCAAUGUCCUUUUGAAUGAAAACGACCGGCCGAUUCUUGGAGACAUAGGAAUUCCUUAUGUGUUACUUGGUGUUUCUCUGCCAAGUAUGGAUAUGAUUCGGAGACUUGGUACUCCCAACUACAUGGCUCCAGAACAAUGGCAACCCGAAGUUACUGGUCCUCUAUCCUUCGAGACUGAUUCAUGGGGGUUUGGUUGCAGCAUAGUCGAGAUGUUGACUGGCAUUCAGCCUUGGAGUGGUAAAUCUAUUGAUGAUAUAUACAAAUUGGUCGUAAAGAAGAAAGAAAAACCACAUAUUCCCAGUGGGCUCCCACCUGCUGUUGAGAAUGUCAUUAUUGGUUGUUUUGAGUAUAACUUCAUGAGUCGCCCCAUGAUGGCAGACAUAUUACAAGCAUUUAAAAGUUCACAAAAUGCAGUUUACCAGGAUGGAGGCUGGACAGGUCUUGGAAGUAUAACUAUUAGAGAAAAACAAGGCGGUAGUAAUUAUACCAAGUGGUUCCUUGCGAAGGAUCAUCUGCAAGUGGGUGAUAUGGUACGAUCUAGAAAGUCACCAAACUCGUGCAAACCUGAAAACAUGGACGUACCAGAGGGAAGUGUAGUUGGUUUAGAACGUGAUACGGAUCGCGAUGGACUUGUUUUGGUGCGGAUGCAUGGACUUCAUGACCCAAUAAGAGUUCAUGUUUCUACAUUAGAACGUAUCACAUUUGGAUUGGCUGCAGGAGAUUGGGUGCUCUUGAAGAAAGAAGACAGGAAGCAUUUGGCUGUGGGUAUUCUUCACUCCAUCGACCGUGAUGGAAAUGUAGCAGUUGGAUUUAUAGGACUCGAGACUCUUUGGAAAGGCAAUUACUCAGAGCUCCAAAUGGCACAACCUUACUGUGUAGGGCAGUUCGUAAGACUGAGAUCAAAUGUUUUCAGCCCUUGUUUUGAAUGGCCGUGGAGAAGAUAUGGUGAGUGGGCAGCAGGCAGAAUUCGUCAGAUACUUCCAAAUGGCUGCCUUGUGGUUGGGUUCCCGGGUAGAUUGACACUCAGUAAUGAAAACAAAAGCUUCUUGGCUGAUCCAGCUGAAGUUGAACUUGUGUCAUUCGACACUUGUCCAGGUGUGGUGAAGAAGUAUCAACAUCUUGAGGAUUUUCACUGGGCGGUCAGACCAUUACUAAUAGCAUUGGGUCUGUUUACUGCCAUGAAGCUUGGGCUUCGUGUUGGGAGGAAAUUGGGGAGGUCCAAGGUGAAGAAGGGACAUAAUCCAGCAAUACAAAAUGAUGGUCAACAUGUUGAUGGCGAAACUGGUGAGAACGCAGCAUGGCGUCCUCCAAAAGUUGCCAAAAUUUUCAGAUAA
Messenger RNA from Fraxinus pennsylvanica, 1869 nucleotides. The record is from the annotation of a GenBank genome assembly. Lineage: Eukaryota; Viridiplantae; Streptophyta; Magnoliopsida; Lamiales; Oleaceae.